AUGGCCCAAGCGCGAGUCUCUCCGUCGGCAGCGCACUUCUCGUAUUCCACGCCGCCCAGCCCACUCUCUCUGGACGGCAAGCCGCACUCGUUGGAAGGUCGGGUCAGCAACCCUCCUCACGCGCAGCAAGACGCUGGUGUGGCGGAGGCGGCGGAGCUGACGGCGGACCUAGGCGCGAUGGGCAGAGACGAGGAGCUGGCGGAAGAGGGGAGCUGUGAGGGCGGAGGGGGGUUGGAGUGGCGGCGAGUGGUGGCGAUGCUGAUGCUCGGGGGAGUAGCGCUUCCCCAGGUGCCCAUAGAGCCGCGGUUGCGCAAGAGGAGCGUUCUGCAGGAGCAGUCAGCGCGACACCCGCUGCUGCCGCCACCCCAUUUGAGGGGCCUGAUUGGCUGCACCACCUGCACUCGGGCAAAACGCGGCUUCGUCAUCUAA
Closterium sp. Naga37s-1 is the source of this 429-nucleotide messenger RNA. NCBI's taxonomy places the organism in Eukaryota, Viridiplantae, Streptophyta, Zygnematophyceae, Desmidiales, Closteriaceae. The record is from the annotation of a GenBank genome assembly.